Zea mays is the source of this 2807-nucleotide messenger RNA. RefSeq names its product protein TPX2. The transcript has 19 exons. NCBI's taxonomy places the organism in Eukaryota, Viridiplantae, Streptophyta, Magnoliopsida, Poales, Poaceae. Gene Ontology annotation, cellular component: nuclear microtubule; spindle. The record is from RefSeq and is a predicted model, not a curated record. Bases 297 to 2495 code for a protein of 732 amino acids. Gene Ontology annotation, biological process: mitotic spindle assembly; regulation of mitotic spindle organization; activation of protein kinase activity. Gene Ontology annotation, molecular function: protein kinase activator activity; microtubule binding.
GUGAGCCCACGGCCCACACCCACCCACCAGGGCAACCCCUCUAUGAAGCCUGGGCGCGCAGUGUUCAAACCUCCCGACCGUUGGAGACCCCAACCCCUAAAUGCAGUAAUGCUCACCCGCAACGUUCUUCUCCCAAUCGGUUCCACCUGAUGCAUCCCCCGCCGACUUCCUUCUUCUUCAUCAUCGUCUCUUCAUCGCUUCAGGAGGCCGCCGCAUAAUUAGAGAUAGGACUUAGAGAUAUAAUAACCCCCAGCUCCUGAUCCCCAAGCCCUAGGCGUAGGAUUCCACGUCCAUCGAUGGCGCUGGACACGGGGACGGCGGCGGGUAUCGACGAGGCGUACGAGUUCUCCGCGCCCAGGUUCUUCGACUUCGUCGUCGAGGAAACGGAGGAGGCCGUACGUGCCGCCGAGAGCUGGUUCGAGGCUGCCCGCAGCCACGCCCCCUCGCCGUUCAACCCAAGGAUCAAGGAAUCGAGGGCGGAGGUCAAGCUCGCGGUCCUCUGUGAUUUCGCGCAAGCCGAGGAGCCGGCUCCAGAGGUAAAUAAACAGAAGGAGCCAGCUGACGAAAUGUCGGGGCCGCCUGCGGCUCAAGAAGAGAGAGAUGAAUCGCCCCCGUCUCUGGAGUUCCUCUCGGCGACGGACCUUUCUGUAAAAUCAGCAGAUGGUGGUUCUACCAGCACGCUUAAGAUGCAGACGCGUUAUCCUGCCCCUCCUACCAAUGUUGCCCCUGCGAGUUCGACAUGUGACAGCUCUUCAGUGAAUACUGAUGCGCGCACGCCGAAGAUGCAGGUAAACAUGUGCAGAGCAGGUCCUACGGCUGCUUCGACGAAUGUCAAGAGGAGCGUGAUGAUCAAGGGUGGCCGUGAUUUGGUGGGGACUGGAAAGGCAGCCACUGCUGGCGCUGAAAUUGCUCAAGAGAACCAAGCGGUGAAGAGGCAGAAGCUCGAUGAUGGGAGAGCCAGACAGAUACUCAAUGUCAAGACUAAGGUGCUGCCUCAUAAGGCGAGAGCUGAUUUAGCUGGAAGCGAAAUGAGGAGGUCCCAUGAGGAUAUGCGCUCUGCGAAGGAAGCAGAUCCAUAUGUAUCAGCUGCAGAAUUGGUUAAGAAGUUUGAAUCAGGGACCAGAGAGCUUAGCAUCACUCACAGUAGAUGUCGUUCUCAUGAGGAUGCUGCAUCACAGCGAAGCCUGCGAAGGCCUAAGCUUAUGUUAACUAGACCUAAGGAACCUGACUUCCAGACUUCCCAGAGAGUUCGAACAGUAAAAGUGAAGAGCUCUGCAGAGAUAGAGGAGGAAAUGUUGGCAAAGAUACCCAAGUUCAGGGCACGGCCAUUCAACAAAACGAUUGCUGAAGCCCCUUCGUUCCCUCCACUUCCAAGGAGAACCCCACAGAUACCUGAAUUCAAUGAAUUCCAUCUUAAAACAAUGGAGAGAGCAAGUCGAUAUGCGGACACCUGUUCAGAAGUUUCUUGUGCAGAUACUAUCCAGAGUCAAAAUAAGACACUGAAAUCGAGACAAGCAAAGCCACCACAACUUCAUACAGCAAUGAGAGCUCGGCCACCAAGUGUGAAAAGUUUUCAGGAACUUGAACUGGAGGAGCUGGAGAAGGCCCCCAAGUUCAAGGCCAAGCCAUUAAACAAAAGGAUUCUUGAGAGCAAGGGAGACAUUGGUGUAUUUUUCCAUCCAAAGUCUCAGGUCACAGCUCCCAAAAAAUUCCAUUUUUCUACCGAUGUUCGCUUGGGCCCUCCAUCAGUUGCUGACUUAUUUGACAAGCUCUCUCUUCACUCUGAAUGUUCUUCAAACAGCAACAGACAAGAUGUGCCCAGACGCACCAUACCAAACCCUUUCAAUCUACAAACAGAGGAAAGAGGUCAUUUAAAAGAGAGGCAGCUAGAAGCACAUCUCUUACAAAAGAAGAUGGAGGAGGAAAAGGCCAGGGUUCACAAAGCUAAUCCUUACCCAUACACCACGGACUACCCGACGAUGCCACCGAAACCUGAGCCGAAGCCCUGUACAAGGCCAGAAGGCUUUCAACUAGAGAGUUCGGUGAGACAUGAACUAGAGCAGCGAAGGCUGAUGGAAGAAAAACAGAGAAUGGAGAGUGAAGAGGCUCAGAGGAGAAUCUUCAAAGCUCAACCUGUAAUGAAAGAGGAUCCUUUCCCACUUCCGGAGAAAGAGCGGAAACCUCUCACCGAAGUUGAACAGUUUGUGUUGCAUGUUGAUGAGAGGGCAGUGCAGAGAUCAGAAUUUGAUACAUUGAUAAAAGAGAAAGAAAAGACUUACAAAAGGUUGAGAGAGGAGAACGAAUUCGCGCACAAGAUCGAGGAAGAGAAGGCAUUGAAGCAGCUGAGGAGAACCAUGGUGCCACAUGCUCGGCCGCUCCCCAAGUUUGACAGGCCAUUCCGACCACAGAAAUCGACGAAGCAGGUGACAAGGCCGAAGUCGCCACAGCUUCAGGUGGAUGAGCGAGGGGCGAGGAGGCACGCUUUGAUCAGAUGAUCACCGCCGUUGUUUAUCUAUCUUGUACUACACUGAUUGUCAUGCGCGGUCAAGAUCAUAUCUCAAUCUUGCCGUCGAUCUGUUGUUGGUUACUAGAUUCUUUCUUCUGCUGACCAGUGACCAUAUGUAGAGCAGGCCAGGCCCUAAUAACAGCAAUCUUUGUCAGCACAACGCAGCUGACACGGUGUAUGCCCUUGCCCUGUGUGUGUUUGUGUGCCAGUGUGUGUGUGUAUGUUUGUGUAAGUGUAAUAUGAUUACCUCGAUGGUGAGACUUCUUAAUCCGAUGAUGGCUUGAUAUAGAGCUUGUGUUGA